AUGUCGGCCUUUGUGACAGAGAUAUGGACGUGGUAUGCGUUGACGUGGGUGAUUGUCAUCUGUAGGAUGAUAUCACGACGCAUGCUACUCGGAUCCAUCAAGAAGCUCCAAGUUGAAGACUACCUGAUGCUAUUUGCCAUGAUCACCGACACGGUCCUCAUGGUCGGCAUGUCGAUUGUCUCUCGGACGAGCAGCAACCUCAUCGAUCCCAACGAUAAGCACGUCAUGUCCCAGGCAGAGAUCGAUGAGCGAGUCCGCGGAUCCAAAUGGGUUCUCGUGGUUGAGCAGAUGCAGAUCAUCACCAUCUGGACGAUGAAGUACUGCUUGCUGCUCAUGUACAACCGACUUACGAUGAGUUUGCGACAAAACAUUGCCGUCAAGUUUGUCGCCGGCUAUGUCACACUCGGACUUGUUCUUAUGGAGAUUCUCUACCUUGGAGUUUGGUGCCGACCCUUUAACCAGUUCUGGGCUGUGCCUCCCAAGAACACACAAUGCGCCACCCAGACAAACCAUCUCAUCGUCAACACCGUCCUCAACAUCUCGUCCGAUGUCAUGAUCAUCCUGAUCCCCAUGCCCAUCUUCCUCAAGUCCCAGUUGCCCCUGAAGCGCAAGCUCGUUCUCAUUGGUGUCUUUGCCCUGGGUGCCUUUACAAUCCUUUCCGCCAUCCUUAGCAAGUUCUACAGCUUCAACGAACCCUUCGGCUCCAACUGGACCUUCUGGUAUGUCCGAGAGUCGUCGACGGCCCUCCUCACCUCCAACCUUCCCUACAUCUGGACCCUCCUCCGCCGUCUCUUCAACCUCGGCUCCUUCAACGGCUCGUCCUAUGGCAAGCGCUCGACGAACCCGUCGACCGCCUUCCGAUCCAACUUUACCAACCACCGCUCCGGCGUGCGCUCCCAGGUCAGGGCCGAAGGAGGCACCCUGCACCGCCUCGACAGCGAGGAGCAGAUCAACGCCACCUACUCGAUGCCUCUCAAGAUCUACCAGAAGCACGAGGUCGAGAUCAGCAGCGAAGAAGCUGGUCCCGAAGAUCGACGAAGUCCUCCGGGUGUUGUCCCUCGCGACUUGGAGGGUCACAAAGACCUGAGCACACGUAGUUCAUCACGCGACGACAUGGAGACUGGCUCAGAGAGGUCAGCCGUGGGCGUCGUCAAGGUGUUCCACGGAGUAUGA
This is a messenger RNA of Fusarium keratoplasticum, 1173 nucleotides long. RefSeq lists its product as uncharacterized. The coding region runs from base 1 to 1173 and encodes 390 amino acids. The transcript has 6 exons. Lineage: Eukaryota; Fungi; Ascomycota; Sordariomycetes; Hypocreales; Nectriaceae. The record is from RefSeq and is a predicted model, not a curated record.